AUGGGAAAGAAUACCAAUAUAAACUAUAAAAAGAAACCAAAGGAGGUUAUUAAGAAGGAACAAGCACAAAAAGAGAAAGAACAAGAACUAAAGAUACAGGCUCAUCUCAAACUUGAUGUGAUAGAACAGAACAAGAAGGAGAAGGAGAGGGAGGCAAAGGAGAAGAAGGCAAAGGAUAAGAAGAAGAAGGCAAAGAAGAAAGCAAAGGAUAAGAAGACAAAAGAUGUAAAGGGUGAGCCCUCAAAGGAUGAUGUUGAGGAAGAGGAUGACGAUGAUGAGUACAACAUCGAAAAGAUAAAGUCAGAGUUUGAUUCAGAUUCAGAGGAAGAAGAUCAUGAUGAUGAUGAUGAAGUAGUGGAUGAGGGAUCAAGGAUAAAGGUCAAGUUCAAUGAUGAUAGUGUACCACAUCUUGAGGAGGAUGAUGAUGAUGAAGAGUACGUCCCUUAUGAUCAGAUUCGUGAUGGUCAUGUUGUCUUUGAUCAAGAAGACGACGACGAUGGAGGUCAGGAUGUAUCAAACAUGUUGGACACAAAGUUGUUGCGCGAGACUCUGCCCAUGCAUAUAAAGGACAGAUUCCACACUGGUCAGUACACGCCACAUUUGUUCAGAGUCAAGGACAAGGCCGGUAACUUGCUUCGCGACAACCUGUCGAUCGCUGCGGCCACCAACCCAUCGGACUUCACACCGUUUGUGAGUCAGUUGAUGAACCCCGCGCCGGUCUACCCGAGCUACUUCCCGCCAAACUUUGCCAACAUGGCGGUGGAGGGCACCGCCGCGUCAUUCGAGCCCCUGGUCAAACAACCCAACUCAAUCACUCUGGCGCCAAUCGGUCGUCGCGCAUUCCCCUUAAUGGUCAACAUCCAGAUCUCGCCCCUCUGGUUCGAGGAGCUGCGUCCGCCCAUCAACACCUCGCUGCGCCACUUGCUCACGAGCGAGAAGAUGCCUGUUGACGUGGUCGACCGUCUCUGUCAGGAGGUUGAGAGCGAUGUGCCUGCGCUCGACAAGUCAUUGGUGCCCGUACGACGCGACACUGAUCAAUUGCGAGGAUAUGGCAACACGAUGGUAAUGGUCAGGACUAAGCUGCUGCUCAUUGCCACUGGACCAAAUAUGAAUGUAUUCUCUGGCAUAACAAUUGGAAGGGGCAAGAGGAAGCUUCCUACCAAGUACGAUCACAAGUGGCAUGCCUUAAUCAGAUAUGACAAGCAGCAACAGCCAAUCCUCGACAUCAAGCUAGUCCAAUACUCUCUUCGACUCUAUUUGGUGUACUUCAGAACAACAUACUCAUUGUUCUUUUUCUAUUUACAUGUGUUUGGAGACAAGUAUAGGAACUUCUCUCUGGAAGAGAUCAAGAAAGCGACAUUCAGACAAAAGAUUAUGGAUGCAACAGUGCCACGCACUUCAAUGGGCUUGGCUAAUGUGCUGCUGGAGGAUGGAACGCUAAUGUCAUUCAACUUUAUAUCUCCCGUGGAUGAGUCUGCUGUCGAUGGACACGGCGACUCCCUCCGCAUCAUCCACUCCUUUGCUCCCGACUAUCCCUCAUUCAAAUGCCCUGCAUGGGCCAUGCUGGCACGUCAGCCAAUCGUGGGCAACUCACAAUACAUCUUAUCUCCGAGCGAGUUGGUCGAACUUCAGCUGGACCCGGUCACGGGGGUGCCGCGCACACGAGUGCUGCUACGCGCCGAGACAUAUGGCCCGCUGACAGGCAUCUACUCAGAUGCCAACUACUUCACAUUUGUCACGACGACCAAGCGCGCCAUGAUGUUUGACAAUCGAACGUUUGAUCGGCCACUCCUCGUUUGGUCGUUCGUCAAGCCAUUGGAGGGGCCCGUGACCAUCCACGUGCCCAUCAUCGAGUACCUCAGCAACAUCAAGCUCCUCCUGGUCAAGAGCAAUCUGACGGGCCUGGUCUACGUGCUCCAGUACCGCAUGGAUGUGUUCCCUCGCCCGCUCCAGAUCGCCCCCAUUCACAAGAUGUCCACAAUCAACAUGGCCACGAGCACAAACACGAGCAGCAAGCGACCGUUCUCAAUGAGCUACAGACACCACGCCACUAUCCAGAACUUCCUGGACCGACCAUUCACACACCUGAUCAACGGUGACGAGCCGGCCAACCUGUACAGCACGCGUCUGCCCGUGGCGUGCGGUGCGCCCUUCAUGUGCAUGCCCGUGUACGGCUCGGAGAAGCACUCGAUCACCCUGCCCUUUCCGCCCUUCCCCGAGGAGCCGCUCACCGGCCUGGUCUACAUCCAGACCAACAACAACUUCUUCACAUUGCUCCAGAUGAGCAGGAUUGGCGACGUCACAUCAACUCGCUACUCACUCAAAUACAAGCACGACCCACUUGAUGGACAGGACAAGUUUGAUCGACACUCACACCGAAAGAUCCAGGCCAGUAUAUACCGCACGCCACUUCAAAUCGAGUUCCUGCGGCGUUUCAUUGAACAACGAAACUAUACCAACUACUGUGAUGUUGUUAGAGAGUUUGGAAGCACAAUCAUGCUCAGACAAAUGCCCAAGUACCUCAACAUGCGCUCUUCAUUGCCAUUCAAGUUGGAGCAGUUUGAGAAUCAUCCAAACAAGUUGUUCUCGGCAAUCAUUGAACUACUGAAGUUGAGUGGACCUAUGACGAUGGGCGACAUUAUGGAGAGGUUGGGCGAACACUUUACUGAGGAACAGAUAAAGAAUACUUUGACACGACACUCCCGACCUGGCACACUCAAUACCACGGCACAGAAGCAUCACUCGACACUGGGCCUCUAUCAUAUCAAACUGAAACCGCACGCCACCCUCACCAAGCUGGACGAGCUGGUAGUCGGCAUCGACGAUCCACUGAUCGAACUCAACACCAACGUCUACUCGCACCAACAGCACUUCUUUGGCGAUGUGGACGAGCUCGUUGGCAACAAGGUACUCGUGCAAAAGGCACAGCGCGUGCACCAGUUUAACAGGCUGUCCAAGCAUGAGAUCGAGGUGUACCAGGUGAACGAAACACUCUACACCAAGCCACAACUGGAGCGAUACUUGACGCGCGAGGCCAAGCUAGAGGAGCAGCGGGUCAAGAUCGCCGAGCACAAGAAGAAGAUGGAGUUGAUGACCGGCAAGCGACAGAGGGCCAAGAAGCCCGUCGUCAACCGCACGUUCAAAGUGCAGACGGCGCCCUUUGAGCCAGAUGCGUGGUAUCAGGAGUGGAUCAAUGAUGCCCACAAAUACGAGGAGGAUCACGAUGACGAACACAAUAUAUCAACGAUGCUCCCGCCUACCUCACUGCCGACAACGACGGGCAAGGCCAACCGAGAUGCAUUCAGGAUGCCCAUGAGCCAGACAACCAUGUCACAGCCAGUCUACUCUCGUAGAUACAACGAUGACGACGAUGAUGAUGAUCUCUAUGGAGGAGGAGAUAGCAGUGAUGAUUAA
This is a messenger RNA of Acytostelium subglobosum LB1, 3414 nucleotides long. RefSeq lists its product as hypothetical. The record is from RefSeq and is a predicted model, not a curated record. The coding region runs from base 1 to 3414 and encodes 1137 amino acids. Lineage: Eukaryota; Evosea; Eumycetozoa; Acytosteliales; Acytosteliaceae. The transcript is spliced from 3 exons.